AUGCCCCUGCCCGAGCAGCGCCAUCACGCGGCGGCGCGCACCAACAGCCGCAGCGCGUACGAGCGGUUCGUGGCGUCCGACAUGACCACCAUCCGCGAGUGCACGCUUCGCGGCCAGUUGCAGCUGGUGGACGGCGUCACGCCCGUCGACAUCAGCCGUGAGCCGGCCAGCGAGAUCGUCAAGCGCUUCGCCACCGGCGCCAUGAGCUUCGGCAGCAUCUCGAUCGAGACGCACACCUCGCUGGCCAUCGCCAUGAACCGCGUCGGCGGCAAGUCCAACACGGGCGAGGGCGGAGAGAACUCGGACCGCUUCAUCGUCGACGACCCCAACUUCAACAAGCGCUCGGCCAUCAAGCAGGUGGCGUCGGGACGGUUCGGAGUGACGGCCACGUACCUGGCCAACGCCAACGAGCUGCAAAUCAAGAUGGCACAGGGCGCCAAGCCCGGCGAGGGAGGCGAGCUGCCCGGACACAAGGUGUCGGAGGACAUCGCGGCCACGCGCCACUCGGUGCCCGGCGUGGGUCUGAUCUCGCCGCCGCCCCACCACGACAUCUACUCGAUCGAGGACCUGGCCGAGCUCAUCUUCGACCUCAAGUCGGCCAACCCGGAGGCUCGCAUCAGCGUCAAGCUCGUCUCUGAAGUCGGCGUCGGCGUUGUGGCCAGCGGCGUCGCCAAGGGCAAGGCGGAGCACAUCACCAUCUCGGGCCACGACGGAGGCACGGGCGCCAGCAGCUGGACGGGCAUCAAGUUCGCCGGCCUACCCUGGGAGCUGGGCCUCUCGGAGACGCACCAGACGCUGACGCUCAACAACCUGCGCUCGCGGGUGGUGCUGCAGGUGGACGGACAGAUCCGCACCGGUGAGGAGCGGGUGGUGCUGCAGGUGGACGGACAGAUCCGCACCGGUUUUGACGUGCUGGUGGGCGCGAUCCUGGGCGCCGACGAGUUCGGCUUCAGCACGGCGCCGCUGAUCGCGCUCGGCUGCAUCAUGAUGCGCAAGUGCCACCUGAACACGUGCCCGGUCGGCAUCGCCACCCAGGACCCGGAGCUGCGCAAGAAGUUCGAGGGCCAGCCGGAGCACGUCAUCAACUACCUGUUCCUGCUGGCCGAGGAGGUGCGCGGCUACAUGGCCAAACUGGGCGUCACCAAGUUCAACGACCUCAUCGGCCAGACGAAGUUCUUGCGCAUGCGCGACGACCUGCCGCCGAAGACGAAGCUGCUGAACUUUGCCCGGAUCCUGCUGAACGCUCAGGAGCUGCGUCCCAACACCAGCAUACUGGGCGGGAGUGUGGCUCAGGACUUCAGACUGAGUGAGCGCAUGGAGGAGGGCAUCAUCAGCCAGUGCAUGGACGUGAUUGAAGGCAAGACGGACCAGGUGCACAUCGACAGUACCAUCUCCAACAACUGCCGCACUUUUGGAGCCACCCUCAGCUGUCGCAUCGCCAAGAAGCACAUGGACGCGGGCUUGCCGGACAACAGCAUCCAAAUCAGCCUGAAGGGCUCUGCCGGCCAGAGCUUCGGCGCUUUCUUGUCGAAGGGAGUCCACCUGACCCUGGAGGGCGACGCCAACGAUUACGUGGGCAAGGGCCUGUCCGGCGGCGAACUGACCAUCUACCCGCCGACGGGCAUGUCGGAGUCAUUCCGCUCCGACGACAACAUCAUCGUAGGCAACGUGUGCCUGUACGGAGCCACGUCCGGCCGUGCCAUGAUCCGAGGCCAGGCCGCCGAGCGCUUCUGCGUCCGGAACUCGGGCGCCACCGCCGUCAUUGAGGGUGUCGGCGACCACUGCUGCGAGUACAUGACCGGCGGCCGGGUGCUCAUCCUCGGCGCCACGGGCAGGAACUUCGCCGCCGGCAUGUCCGGAGGCAUUGCCUACGUCUUCAGCGAGGUGGCCGACGACUUCCACCAGAAGUGCAACAUGGAGAUGGUGGACCUGCUUCCCAUGGACAAGGACGAGGACAUCAUGUUCGUGGAGGCCCUGCUGCGGGAGUUUUCCGAAAAGACGGGCUCCAAGGUAGCGCUCAAAAUCCUGGAGAACUGGCCGGAGAACGCCAAGAAGUUCACCAAGGUCUUCCCGUACGAGUACCAGCGGGCCCUGCGCCAGCUGGCCGAGGCGGAGUUCAAGAAGAAGCAGCUGGAGAAGCGCAAGGAGGCCAAGACCGAGUCGGACGAGGAGCCGGACGUGCUGGACAUCGAGGACGCCAUCACCGACGCCGAGAAGGAGGCCAAGAUCCUGGUCAAGCUGGACAAGAUGAGGGGCUUUAUGAAGUACGACCGCGAGAAGGUGAUGUACCGGCCGGCGAGCGAGCGGAUGCAGGACUGGGGCGAGAUCUACAGCCACAAGUCGGUCAAGAAGGGGCUGCGCAGGCAGGCGGCUAGAUGCAUGGAGUGCGGCACCCCGAUGUGUCAGAGCACCACCGGCUGUCCGCUGGGCAACAUCAUCCCCAAGUGGAACGAUCUCGUCUACAAGGGCCUCUGGCAGGAGGCGCUGGACCAUCUGCUGCAGACCAACAACUUCCCGGAGUUCACGGGUCGCGUGUGCCCCGCUCCAUGCGAGGGCGCCUGCGUGCUGGGCAUCAUCUCGCCGCCGGUCACCAUCAAGAACAUCGAGUGUGCCAUCAUCGACCAUGGCUUUGAAAUGGGCUGGAUCCGUCCGGAGCCCCCGCUGACCCGGACCGGCCGACGCGUGGCGAUCGUGGGCGCGGGGCCGGCCGGCAUGGCCGCCGCCCACCAGCUCAACAAGGCCGGCCAUACGGCCGUCGUCAUGGAGCGGAACGACCGCAUCGGCGGCCUCCUGCAGUACGGCAUACCCUCCAUGAAGCUGGACAAGGAGGUGGUGCAGCGGCGCGUGCGCCUGCUCGAGGACGAGGGCGUCGCCUUCGUCACCAACUGCACUGUUGGUGUUGAUGUCAAGCCGAAGGAGCUGAUGGACGAGUACGACGCCACAAUUCUGUGCACGGGCGCCACGUGGCCGCGCGACCUGCCGAUCCCCGGCCGCAAGCUGGACGGCAUCCACUUCGCCAUGGAGUUCCUGGAGACGUGGCAGAAGAAGCAGAUGGGCAACGAGAUCGACGAGUCGCGCCUGCUGGCCAAGGACCGGGACGUGAUUGUGAUCGGUGGCGGCGACACGGGCAACGACUGCAUCGGCACCUCGCUGCGACAUGGAGCCCGCUCCAUCACGGCGUUCGAGAUCCUGCCGCAGCCGCCGGACACGCGCGCUCCCGACAACCCCUGGCCAGAGUGGCCCAAGGUGUUCCGGGUCGACUACGGACACGAGGAGGUCAAGACCAAGUUCGGCCACGAUCCGCGCCACUACUCCAUCAUGUCGAAGGAGUUCCUGUCGGACGACAACGGCCGGGUCUCUGGGAUCCGCACGGUCCGGGUCGACUGGGUCAAGGACGACAACGGCCGCUGGCAGCUCAAGGAGCUGCCUGACAACCGAAAGGUGUUCAAAGCGGACCUGGUGAUCCUGGCCAUGGGCUUCCUGGGCCCGGAGGCCGACAUCAUCAAGCAGAUGGAGCUGGAGCAGGACGGCCGCUCCAACAUCCGCACGCCCGACGGAAAGUACUGCACCAGCGUGCCGGGCGUGUUCGCCGCCGGAGACUGUCGGCGCGGCCAGUCGCUCAUCGUGUGGGCCAUCUCGGAGGGCCGCCAGGUGGCGCGCGAGGUGGACGAGUUCCUCUCGCAGGGGCUCACCAUGCUGCCCGGCCAGGGUGGCAUCAUCCGCAUCCCAGCACUGGGCGAGAAGAAGAAGUGGGACCCGCUCGAAGACUACGAGAUUCCCGUCUGAGUCGCGCCGCCGCCGUCGGGGCGCUCAGCGGCGCUAGUGUAGCGGGCGCGGCGCGGCUGCGCGAGGGCUCUUGGAGCAGCGCGUCGGUGAGCUUAGUUCCCCGUGGGUCGUGUUCGUGUGAGGCGCAGGGGAGGUGCAGGCUCCAUGCGGCCGGACGCCAACGUAGUGCAGUCUCGGUGCCCGCCGUGCGCCGGCUUAGAGUCGUUCGAAACGGCGCUCAGAAGUCUAGAUGUGUCGUAGCGCCUGCCCAGAUCGUACCCGCGUUGGUAAGGUUUCCGUGAUGAGCGUUGCCAUGGUCACCAAGCGAGGCCACCGACGGUGAUGGGAGGCGUCGGCUCACUGAGCAUUGCUUCCGAGUUUGGUGUGGCCGGAUAGUCUCUCCGAUUUGCUGCGUUUCAGUCCACGGCUGCGGUGAUUGAUGGCCGGUGUUGACCUUCGUGUGAGCGCGCGGAAAGCAUGGGAUGCGUCAAGCACGUCCACGGUUUUGGGCAGUAGUGCAGCCGCUUUAUAUUACGAAUAAACGGUUUCUCGUCACUGCA
Molecule: messenger RNA, 4325 nt
Organism: Pollicipes pollicipes
Lineage: Eukaryota; Metazoa; Arthropoda; Thecostraca; Pollicipedomorpha; Pollicipedidae
Product: putative glutamate synthase [NADPH]
Molecular function (GO): glutamate synthase activity; oxidoreductase activity, acting on the CH-NH2 group of donors, NAD or NADP as acceptor; iron-sulfur cluster binding
Source: RefSeq, a predicted model, not a curated record